Messenger RNA from Kluyveromyces marxianus DMKU3-1042, 984 nucleotides. It is a transcript of the gene ALE2, whose product is annotated as Ale2p. Lineage: Eukaryota; Fungi; Ascomycota; Saccharomycetes; Saccharomycetales; Saccharomycetaceae. Gene Ontology annotation, biological process: lipid homeostasis. The transcript has a single exon. The record is from RefSeq and is a predicted model, not a curated record. Gene Ontology annotation, cellular component: membrane; endoplasmic reticulum. The coding region runs from base 1 to 984 and encodes 327 amino acids.
AUGGAGGACGUUUCACGCUCAGUGCUCUCGCAAUACUUGCCAGAAUGCAUCUGUAACAACAUGGACGCUUUUAUCAGAACCGUGAUGACUCUGCCAGCACACCCUCAUUUGAGUCAGCAUGUAGUUCCAUUCCUGGAAUCGAACAAAUGGAUCACUUCUCCUUCGAUCUUAUCGCAUUUGCACACGGUUUUGUACAUUGCUUUCGGAUACCACCUACUUUUCCUGGUGUCCAUGUGGUUCAUCUUCCCUCCAAUUGCCGGAUACAGGCUCUCCUGGAACACCAAGGACGCUAACCGUAACAAAAGAGAGCUUGUCAUCCAAAGUUCCUUGCGUCUGGUCAGCUGGAUCCAGUCGUUGAUCGUUCUAUACCUCAGUUUCGAGGCCAUCUUGUACAACAACAGUGUCCACCCACAAUCGAACUCGUACGACCGGAUUUUCCGCAGCGACCCAUACAACGUCCAGGUGUGUGUCUUUGCCAUCGGGUAUUUCCUAUGGGACAUCUACAUCUCCCUAGUGUACUCCACCAUGCCAUUCGUCCUGCACGGCGUCGUUUCCACCGUCGUCUACACCAUCGGUCUCAAGCCAUACAUCAACUACUACGCAGGAAUCUUCCUCAUGUUCGAACUCUCAAACCCAUUCCUCAACUUCAGAUGGCUGGGUAUCAAGUACAUGCCACAGCUCACCAAUGACCCCGCCUCCCGCACCCUUGCAGCCAAAAUCUGCAACGUCGUACAGCUCGUCAACAACAUCAUCCUCAUCGUUGUUUUCUUCGCUGCAAGAAUCUGCUGGGGCUUCUACCAGUUUUUCAGACUAUGCAAAGACUUCUACGCUGUCAGAAACGACCCACACUUCCUCCCACUCGAUACCUCCAUCAUCGUGGUCGGAAACCUCUCGCUCGACGUUUUGAACCUCAUCUGGAUGUCGUCAAUGCUCGCUGUCGCUGCAAGAAUCAUCAAGAAAGGUGGGAAAGUUCAAGACAAAUGA